Molecule: messenger RNA, 5906 nt
Organism: Filobasidium floriforme
Lineage: Eukaryota; Fungi; Basidiomycota; Tremellomycetes; Filobasidiales; Filobasidiaceae
Exons: 17
Coding region: 241-5796 (1851 amino acids)
Biological process (GO): regulation of ARF protein signal transduction
Molecular function (GO): guanyl-nucleotide exchange factor activity
Source: RefSeq, a predicted model, not a curated record
CCACAGCCACCUUCUUGAACAGGCCAUAUAGAAGCCAGCUCACACAUUAGUCACUCGUCUCAGAGGACGGAAAACUGGAAAACGGCGAGCUUCGACGGUCUUUUCCUAACAAAUCAAGCACAGCGUUCGACACGCUGGCGACGUCAAAAGGCAUGAGAUAAGGGUUCGAACGAUCCUGUCACCACAUCCAAGAGAAGCUUCUGGGUUCAAGCGGAGAGAACUAGUAUCAAAACGUCGGACAUGAACGAUAAUGAGAUGAUGGAGGACGUAUCGCUCGAGGACGGUCAGGUGACACGUACGGAGGAACCCGAGUCUGCACGCCCAACGGCGCGGGACGAGGUCGAGCAGGAUACCAUCGAACAGCCAGUCCCGGUCGUCUCGGACGACGCUCUAGAGGCUGAAACGUCACUUCCAGAAGAUGCAUCGACCGCCGAGAUGCAGGACGUCGAGCUAUCGGAAUCAGCGCCAAAGGUAAACGGCGGCACAGGCUCGGACGACACCCUCCCUGCUACGGAAACCCUCUCGUCUCCACCUCCACCGCUUCCGAGCAAGAACGACAUGCCAAACCACAAUGCCUCGGCCUCUGUCAGCAGUCUCAACACCAUCCCUCAUCGAACGCAUCCUUCGAUCAGCGUGACGCCGGGAGAUGGCAGCAUAUACCGGGCAGGAACACCGGCUACGGCUUCCCGAACGUCCCUGUCAUCUGUCCCGCACCUCUCCCUCGCACUCAUUAAACCCGGUCUCGAGAUCAUCGCCCAGUCGAAAGAAGCUAAACGCUCUCCGGCGCUGUUACAGGCGUCGCAACGCGCCCUGGAUCAAUGUCAACAAGAAGGCUCCUCAGCCGUCCCCAGGGACAUUCUUGAACCCCUGAAACUCGCUUGUGAACUUCAAGUCGACCGGCUCGUCACCCCAGCCCUCGACCUCAUCGCCAAGCUGGUCUCGCACGGUUUCUUCAGCGAUGAAUCCGACGCUUCUCGAGACGGACCUUCGUUGGCCGAUAUUGUGACCCAUAUCAUCACCACCUCGUUUACGGAAUCAUCUUCCCCAGCAGUGUCAGUCCAGGUGGUCAAAUCCCUCUUGGCGCUCGUCCUCUCGAACACGUUGACGGUACAUCAGUCGAGCUUGCUGAAAGCUGUCAGGACCGUGUACAACGUCUACCUCUUGAGCUCGGAUGCGACGACGCAGUUGGUAGCCCAGGGCAGUUUGACGCAGAUGAUCCACCAUAUUUUCGGCAGAAUAAGGAGGAACGACAAGUCGGCGGUCGGGACGCCGUUGACGGCACACGGGAGGAGUGGAAGCGUGACCCCAGGGCUGAACGGGAAUGGCAAUGGGAGAGAGCGCGAGACGGAGGAACGGUCGGAAAGGGGCGACGCCAGAGAAAACGAGACUCCAGCUGAGGAGAAGAAGAACUUGACGUUAGACUCUUUCUCGGCGCCCAACCCGAAUGACGAUAUUCCGCUAGAAGCUACUGCUGACGGCCCUGAACCUAUCACGAACGGAUUACCUCAAGCGAGUCAGGAGCUGAACCCCGACCUACAGAUGCACGAGGAUGCGCAGGCAAGGGAUCUGACGCUCGAGCAGCUCUAUGUGAAAGAUGCUUUCCUGGUCCUCAGGGCGCUCUGCAAAUUAACUAUGAAGCCGUUGUUGAGUGAAAGUGAAAAGGAUCCCCGGUCGCAUGAUAUGAGAUCUAAAUUGCUCUCAUUGCAUCUGGUCUUGGCCAUCCUGCAAUCCCACUCGGACGUAUUCGCCGAUCCCACCGUGGUGGUCCCGUCGUCUUCCUCUUCAGAGGAUACGCCGUUCCUAUUGGCCACCAAGCAGUACCUUUGUCUCGGAAUCAGCAGGAACGCGCUGUCUUCCGUCAAUCAAGUAUUUGAUCUGAGUACCGAGAUCUUUUGGUGUAUGUUGAAGAGUCUUAGAGCGCAACUCAAGAAAGAGAUCGAGGUCCUGUUCAACGAGAUCUAUAUCCCCAUCUUGGAAAUGCGUCAUGCGACCCUUCGUCAAAAGUCGUCUUUGCUCUCCACCUACCUUCGUUUGUGUCAAGAUCCGCAAGCGCUGGUGGACAUCUAUAUCAAUUACGAUUGCGACCGUUCUUCGGUGGAAAACAUUUACGAAAGGCUCAUCAACGUCAUCGGUAGGCUCGGACAGGCUCAUUUCCCGCUGCAAUCAAAAGCAGAAGAAGGUUCGACGGACUCCAAGCUGGCUACCUUCAUGGCCGCACAAACCGCGCAACUGUCGUCCAUAUCGCCCGUAGGAGACUCGAAGAUUACAGCCAAGUAUGCCGGAUUUGGUUCAGAGCAGCGCAUCCGCAGACAAGCUCUCGACGGGGUCAUCACCAUCUUGCGAUCGCUGGUCGAGUGGACAAAUAUCAUGCGUCCUCCUCAGGCCGACGAGAGUAUCGAUGCUGGCGAAAGGACGACACGGCCUUCUCACUCGGACCACCGUCUGAGCGUCGCUUCGGUCGGAGGGUUUGGCACGACAGAAUCGCAGAUCCGGGAUGAUCCCGAGCGAUUCGCGUCGGCUCGUCAGCAAAAAACUUCGCUCAUGGAAGGGAUUCGUGACUUCAACUUCAAACCGAAAAGGGGUAUCCAAUAUAUGCUGCAGCAUGGAUUCAUUACAGAUGAGAGGCCCGAGAGCAUAGCACAGUUCUUACUGCACACCGAAGGUCUAAGCAAGGCUCAGAUUGGAGAAUACUUGGGAGAUGGUGAUCCCGGUAAUAUCGCAGUCAUGCAUGCCUUCGUCGACAUGAUCGACUUCACCGGGGCGAAAUUCACGGAUGCAGUACGGCAGUACCUGCAAACCUUUAGAUUGCCAGGCGAGGCGCAAAAGAUCGAUCGCUUCGUGCUAAAAUUUGCCGAACGAUACAUCGCAAACAACCCGUCGACGGUGUUUGCCAAUGCAGACACCGCCUACAUUCUUGCCUUCUCCGUCAUCAUGCUCAACACGGAUGCCCAUAACCCGAACCUAAAGUCCAAGCGGAUGACAAAGGCCGAGUUCGUCAAAAACAAUAGAGGGAUCAACGACGGUCAGGACUUGCCCGAAGAGCUACUCGCGGAAAUCUACGAUGAGAUACAGAAGAAUGAGAUCAAGAUGAAGGACGAGAUCGAGUUGGCACCGCCACCUCAAGCUACAGGACUCGCAUCGACGAUAGCGAACGUUGGCCGGGACCUUCAGCGUGAGGCCUAUGUGUUGCAAUCCGAGGGCAUGGUAAACAAGACGGAAGCACUUUUCAAGUCACUCGUCAAGCAACAACGACGAGGCGCAAAGGGAGGCGACCUGUUUUACAGCGCAUCGCACCUCGAACAUGUGAAACCAAUGUUCGAGGUCGCCUGGAUGCCUUUCUUGGCGGCCAUUUCAGCCCCCAUGCAAGAAAGCGACGACAUGAACGUGGUGGUCAUCUGUCUCGACGGGUUCAAACAGGCAAUCAAGGUGGCCGGGAUUUUCGACCUAGAACUGGAGCGGAACGCUUUCGUCUCGACCUUGUCCAAGUUUACCCUGCUCAAUAAUCUCGCAGAGAUGAAGCCAAAACACAUCGAGGCAAUGAAAGCGCUUCUUGAUAUAGCCAUCUCGGACGGAGAUCGCCUCAAGGGAUCUUGGCGGGAUGUGUUGACUUGUGUCAGUCAACUCGAGCGGAUGCAGCUCAUCUCGAGUGGGAUCGAUGUUCCGGAACUGAAUCGUCGAAGUUCGACGCAAUCUACCAAAUCAGCAAUGCCCAAAAGGAAGGGUCCCACGGGUGAUGUUGCGGAAGAAGGUCGCUCGACACAGGUGACCGUCGCUGCGGACAUGGUGUUCUCUCUGAGCAGGAAAUUAUCAGGGCCUGCCAUUGUGGACUUUGUCAAAGGUUUGAGCGAGGUUUCAUGGGAGGAGAUUCAGUCUUCUAGCUCAGCUGCUCAGCCACGACUAUUCUCGCUUCAAAAGCUGGUCGACAUCGCCUACUACAAUAUGGACCGAAUUCGUCUCGAGUGGUCAGGUAUCUGGGCUAUUUUAGGGGUUCAUUUCAAUCAGGUUUGUUGUCACAACAACCCCAACGUUAGCUUCUUUGGCCUGGACGCUCUGAGACAGCUGUCGAUGCGCUUUUUGGAGAAGGAAGAGCUGGCGCAUUUCCGCUUUCAAAAGGACUUCUUGAGACCGUUCGAGUACACCAUGACGAUGAACCAGAACGCUGAUGCUCGCGAGAUGGUCUUGCAAUGUCUGCAACAAAUGCUGCAAGCUCGGGUAAACAACCUGCGAUCUGGUUGGCAGACCAUGUUCCGAGUAUAUUCUGCCGCCUCGCGCGUUUUGACAGAACGCGUGGUAACUUAUGCAUUCGAGCUGGUGACAUCAAUAUAUCGCGACCAAUUCGAGCUGGUUCUGCGAUAUGGCUCGAUCAGCGACUUUACAACCUGCCUGACCGACUUCAGCAAGGUCACAAAGUUCCAAAAAGUCAGCUUGCAAGCCAUCCACAUGGUGCAAGGUCUGGUACCGAAAUUGCUCAGCGAAUCGCCGUCAAAAUCGUCGAAGGACGCCGAUCAAGAUUUGACGGAAUCGGAGGAUCCUACGCCACAAUACUGGUUACCGGUGUUGUUGAGCUUUUGUGACAUCAUCAUGACGGGCGAAGAUCUCGAAGUUCGACGCAUGGCCUUGGACUCGCUCUUCGGAGUGCUAAAACAGCAUGGAGGAAACUUCAAGAUCGAAUUCUGGAAGCGGAUCUGUGACGAAGUGUUGUUCCCCAUCUUUGGAGUCCUGCGGUCAAAGCAAGACAUAUCGCGCUUCGCUUCGCAGGAAGCCAUGAGCGUGUGGCUAUCGACGACGCUCAUUUCAGCGCUUCGGAGCCUUAUUGAGCUAUUUACGGUCUACUUCGAGACAUUACAGGCGUUCCUGGGAGGGCUGCUCGACCUGCUUUGCGCAUGUAUUUGUCAAGAAAACGAUACCCUUGCGCGGAUCGGUACUGCUUGUUUCCAGCAGCUUUUGGAGGACAAUGUGAAAAAGCUCAGUCCGGAGAAAUGGGAGCUGGUUGUUGGAACCUUCAUACAGCUGUUCUCUACCACGACCGCCCGUCAACUCUUCGACGAGACGCUUCGAGCAGAGACGACACUACCCGAGGAUGGCGGCGAGGCUGCUGCGCAAGUCUCGUUGGCCACUUUCAGCGAUGCGCCGGAAAAGCUCGGCCCGCUUACGGCUUCCGCUCGAAGACGGAUCUUUCAGCAAAUCAUUGUCAAAUGCGUACUGCAACUGCUUCUCAUCGAGACGACUCACGAGCUUCUCCAGAAUGACGACGUUUACAACACGAUCCCUGCCAAGCAUCUUUUGCGCUUCAUGACGGCUCUUGACGACAGCUAUGAAUUUGCACGAAGGUUCAACGCCGACAAAGAUCUCCGAAUGGCUCUCUGGAAAGUCGGUUUUAUGAAGCAAUUGCCAAACCUGCUCAAGCAAGAGUCCAGCAGUGCCGCUACCCUCGUCAACGUCUUGUUGCGAAUGUACCGUGAUCCUCGACCUGAUCACCAAGCUAGUCGACAAGGGGUGUUGGAGCAGUUCAUCCCUCUGGGGAUUCGGAUAAUGAGGGAUUUCAACGGGAUUGACCCCGUGGCUCAGCCCAGAAACAUCGUCGCCUGGACACCGGUAGUCGCCGAGAUCUUACAAGGUUGCCGUGACUUUGAGGAUGAAAGCUUUGAGCGAUACCUACCUCAGCUUUACCCUUUGGUCACCGUCAUGCUAGAGAGGGAGAUGACGCCGGACUUGUGGCAGGCCGUACGGCUGUUCUAUGUCAAGACGGGUCACGUCAAGGGUUUGAUUGCAAAGGAUAGAACGAGCGAACAUUAACGACAAUUGUACAAAAGUUUUGUGACGACGGUUGUGCGGGAGAACAUGGACAUCGUGUACAUCGAGACUUUGCUACGGGGCAGGCGGAGGGAGGAUUUGCCUGGAGACAA